GAGCAUCAGGGUGACUUUACUAAACAUGGAAGUUCCAAUAAGUGCUUGUCCAGUCCAGCCGGAGGAGUGAUGUCAUUGCCACGUGUUUCCCACCCAGGCACAAAAGCCCGCUGGACGCUGGUGCAAUUAAGAGCCAUGUUUAGACAAGAGCAGCUAACCUGGCCAGCUGGUCCCCAGCUCCAUUAACUUGUUGCUUUUCCAGCCAUCUCUGAAGGCUGUUAGUUUCUUCUGGCUGCCUCUGUGUCAGUGCUGAGUGAGGGGUCCCAAGGCUUCCUUGAGGAUGGAGGAAGCCCAAGGGCAGUGGGUGAUGUUGACGGACCCAGCGAUGACUCUGAACAAUGUCACCAUGCGCCAGGGCACCGUGGCCAUGCAGCCGCAGCAGCAGCGCUGGAGCAUCCCAGCGGACGGCAGGCAUCUGAUGGUUCAGAAGGAGCCCCACCAGUACGGCCAGUGCAGCCGUCACUCUGCUGCCCCGGAGGACCACUGCCGCCGGAGCUGGUCUUCCGACUCCACAGACUCAGUCAUCUCCUCCGAGUCGGGGAACACCUACUACCGGGUGGUGCUCAUAGGGGAGCAGGGGGUGGGCAAGUCCACUCUGGCCAACAUCUUUGCAGGUGUGCAUGACAGCAUGGACAGCGACUGCGAGGUGCUGGGAGAAGAUACAUACGAACGAACCCUGAUUGUUGACGGGGAAAGUGCAACAAUUAUACUCCUGGACAUGUGGGAAAACAAGGGAGAGAAUGAAUGGCUCCAAGAUCACUGCAUGCAGGUCGGGGAUGCCUACUUGAUUGUCUACUCCAUCACGGACCGAGCCAGCUUUGAGAAGGCAUCUGAGCUGCGAAUCCAGCUCCGCCGGGCUCGGCAGACAGAGGACAUUCCUAUAAUUUUGGUCGGCAACAAAAGUGACCUGGUGCGGUGUCGGGAAGUGUCUGUAUCAGAAGGGAGAGCGUGUGCUGUGGUGUUCGACUGCAAGUUCAUUGAGACCUCCGCAGCUGUCCAGCACAAUGUGAAGGAGCUGUUUGAGGGCAUCGUGCGGCAGGUCCGCCUUCGGCGGGACAGCAAGGAGAAGAAUGAGCGGCGGCUGGCCUACCAGAAAAGGAGGGAGAGCAUCCCCAGGAAAGCCAGGCGCUUCUGGGGCAAGAUCGUGGCCAAAAACAACAAGAAUAUGGCCUUCAAGCUCAAAUCCAAAUCCUGCCAUGACCUCUCUGUGCUCUAGGCACCCAGAGUCGCCCAGAUGUCCCCCUGAUGGACGUCAUCGAACACCAUUGGGACUGAUAAUCUAUAUUAGAUUGGAUCCUUAAGUAUUAUUACAUAUGGCUUCCCCCAUUGUAGCUGGGAAUUAAUGUGUUAGCCUUAAGGGCAACAUAAUGCAUGGGAAAUGAAAGAUCUUUGUAAAAUCAGUAUUUAUUUACAGGAAAAAGCCUGACCUGGCUGCUUGAACACCCAAGACUCAUUAGAGGACAUGUUUGGUGUUCACUUGUGUUCCUCUCUCCUUUGGAUAGUAGAGAAUUGAAGCCUACAAAAGAAUGCUCAGAAUGAGAACUUUUCAUCAUUAAAAUUUCACCCAGUGUUCUGAUACAUGAAUUUGAGGCCAUUAGGUCAUACACAAAUGUAGAAAAGCCUUCAAGGGAUUUAUUCAAAGGAGGGAGAACUUCUUUCUCUGUACCUUGUAUUCAUGGAGCUAGAGUUAUAGAACCGGGCUCAUCAUAAUCAUGACCAUCAUGGCUCCAUCAAGCUGUGAAAUGAAAUGGUGCACCUUGCUGGAAGCUAAAGCUUAGUGAACAAUUUUUGUUCAGCGCCCACAGUCGGGGAUCCAGAAAUUUGUAGAAUUGGGAACUGAGACAGAUACUACUUACGGGAUCAAAAAGUCAUGUCUUUGCUUCUGUGUCUUGUAAUUUUUUGUUUAGGGGAAAAUUAUUUUAAUCAAAUUCUACUCGGUCAAACCACCUUUUAUGUUUCAUUGUUUUUAAAGUCAUGGGGCCAUCAUGAAAAUAUUUUAAAAAUUUGAAUUAUUGAUAACCUGGAGUGCAAAAUGCCAAAUUUUGAAAUAUGAUCAAAGGUCUGAAUUUUUAUAAAACACAAAACAUAAAUACUUCCAGUACUUUGGGUUGACCAUUGUAUGCCACAGCUCUGCUCUAUUUAUUGUUAUUUUGCAAAAUAAUAGCCAUUUUAACAUUUGAUAAAGCAUAUUUAUGAGCAUAUUUCUUAAUAGGAAAAAUGUCCAUUUUAUUACCAUUUUCUACCUUUUUCAGAAUAUGCAAGUUUUUACCUAUGUGUCUUAUAAUAAAAGAAAUAAAAUCUUUGGGAAAAAA
Neofelis nebulosa (Clouded leopard) is the source of this 2312-nucleotide messenger RNA. RefSeq names its product GTP binding protein overexpressed in skeletal muscle (gene GEM). Gene Ontology annotation, cellular component: plasma membrane. The transcript has 5 exons. The coding region runs from base 281 to 1216 and encodes 311 amino acids. Gene Ontology annotation, biological process: negative regulation of high voltage-gated calcium channel activity. Lineage: Eukaryota; Metazoa; Chordata; Mammalia; Carnivora; Felidae. Gene Ontology annotation, molecular function: GTP binding; calcium channel regulator activity; GTPase activity. The record is from RefSeq and is a predicted model, not a curated record.